AUGCAGACGACGACCACCACAGCGGCCAGCUCUUCCUCAUCGUCCGAUGCCACUGCCCCGACAUCUGGCUCGGCUUUCUUCUUCCGCCACGACGUGCAGCACGGGGGGCGGGCGUAUGGGCUGCACCCACCCCGCACCAUCUACCCGCUCGUCAAGACGGCCCACCUCGAUUUCGGUGUGGAGGAGGUGGAGGUCGGGAGUGAGAUUCCGUGGCACCACCAUGACGACAAGGAGGAGGUAAUCUUCGUGUGGCGCGGCCAAGGUCAAGCGUACAUCGAGACAGACCAGGUGGCGGAAGGCGUGGCGACGGCUGGCGUGGAAUCGAGCGACCUGCAAGCGGGAGUGACCAUGUAUAUCACAUGGACCUUUGCGCCACCGGGUGAUGGGUUCGAAGCUGCCCUCAUCAAGCAGAAGCAGAGCCAGCCACAGGCCUGA
Messenger RNA from Acanthamoeba castellanii str. Neff, 435 nucleotides. RefSeq lists its product as uncharacterized. The record is from RefSeq and is a predicted model, not a curated record. The transcript has 3 exons. The coding region runs from base 1 to 435 and encodes 144 amino acids. Lineage: Eukaryota; Discosea; Longamoebia; Acanthamoebidae.